Messenger RNA from Dunckerocampus dactyliophorus (ringed pipefish), 5943 nucleotides. RefSeq names its product A disintegrin and metalloproteinase with thrombospondin motifs 15-like. The transcript is spliced from 8 exons. The record is from RefSeq and is a predicted model, not a curated record. Gene Ontology annotation, molecular function: metalloendopeptidase activity. Bases 193 to 2943 code for a protein of 916 amino acids. Lineage: Eukaryota; Metazoa; Chordata; Actinopteri; Syngnathiformes; Syngnathidae. Gene Ontology annotation, biological process: extracellular matrix organization; proteolysis. Gene Ontology annotation, cellular component: extracellular matrix.
AGCAUCAAUAAUAUUUGGAGUAUUUCACAAAGUGGCUGCGGUGUGCAGGAAGGAUGAAGAGCUGAUCGCUGGUUCCUGCAUGGCCACAGUGGAUUGGAAGGGAAAAAUAUGGAGAAAGAACAAGAAGCCGACUGGAAAGUGUAGUUUUCCCCCCGCGAACUCAACUGCAAACAAUACGUGACUUUCAAGAAGAUGGCUAAACUCAUUAGUGCUCUCCUCAUGUGCAUAAAAGUGCUACUUUGUGUGACACUGACGCAUUGCAUGGAAGCUGACUUCUGCCAACCUGCUCGGGUCGAUUCCCCCGCGCAUGUAAAGCAAGUGAUUUUUAGGAUUAAUGCGUUCAAACAGGAGUUCUACCUCCACCUCCAACCGGAUUCUAGUUUUCUCAGAAGGGAACCCAACGCACCUGCAGACCUCCAAGGAUGUUUCUACUCCGGGGAUGUCAACUCCCAGUCGGACUCGUUCGUGGCGCUGAGCCUGUGCAAAGGUCUUCACGGGGGGUUUUAUUUAAACGGUAUGGAGUAUUUCAUCAGCCUUGCAAAAGCAGCCCAGGAUGGAGACGCUCCAAACGGGACGCACCUCAUCCGCCGCCGGAGUAGCUCUUUGCCCUCCAGCAGGUGUGGAGUAGCACUUGAAUCCAAUUUUAACACUUCCCUGGAAAAAUACAAGUACAUGAGCGACCUGAAGGCUGCAGAAUCUGCGUUGGAAAACCUGGGGAGGUCUAAAAGAUUCGCCUCCGUGCCCAGAUUUGUGGAGGCGCUGGUGGUGGCGGAUGCAUCCAUGGAUUCAUUUCACGGUGAUGAUCUGAAGCAUUACCUCCUGACACUCAUGUCAGUGGCAGCCAAGCUUUACAAGCACCCCAGCAUCUUAAACUCCAUCAACAUCGUGGUUGUGGGCUUUAUGGUGCUCAAGGAGGAUGACAAGGGGCCCAAAGUUUCCAGUAAUGCAGCCCUGACUCUGCGCAAUUUCUGCUCCUGGCAGAAAAAGUUAAAUAAGUACAAUGACAAGCAUCCAGAGUACUGGGACACUGCUAUUCUCUUCACCAAACAGAACCUUUGCGGGGCCACAACCUGUGACACCCUGGGGAUGGCAGAUGUUGGGACCAUGUGUGACCCCAAGAGGAGCUGCUCGGUCAUUGAGGACGAUGGCCUGCCUUCAGCCUUUACAACAGCCCAUGAACUUGGUCACGUCUUCAACAUGCCCCAUGACAAUGUGAAAGCAUGCGAGGAAGUCUUUGGGAAACUAAAGGACAACCACAUGAUGUCCCCAACUCUAAUUCAGGUGGACAGGAGUCGUCCCUGGUCUGUAUGCAGCGCAGCAAUCAUUACUGAGUUUCUGGACCGAGGUCACGGAGACUGUUUGCUGGAUCAUCCCCAGAGGCAGUUGUCUCUUCCAGACAACCUUCCCGGCUCCAGUUACAGUCUUCAUCAACAGUGUGAGCUGGCUUUCGGGGAUGGCUCCAAGCCUUGCCCGUAUAUGCAGCCAUGCUCCAAACUCUGGUGCACGGGGAAGGCACGUGGACAGCUAGUGUGUCAAACCAGGCACUUUCCCUGGGCAGAUGGUACGGGCUGUGGGACAGGCAGAGUGUGCUACCAAGGGGCUUGCACUGAGAAGAACAUGACCAUGCACAUCAAGGUGGAUGGUAGAUGGGGAAAGUGGGGUGCAUUUGGAGAUUGUUCGAGAACGUGCGGUGGAGGUGUCCAGCUGGCCAGGAGGGAGUGUAACAAUCCAGUCCCUGAGAAUGGAGGCAAAUAUUGUUACGGCCUUCGAAUUAAAUAUCGUUCCUGCAACCUGAGUCCUUGUCCUGAUACAGGUAAGAGUUUCCGUGAAGAGCAGUGUGAGGCGUUCAAUGGCAUUAACCUGAACACAAACAGACUGGGCUCCUCUGUGGUCUGGGUUCCCAAAUAUUCUGGCAUCUCCCCCAAGGAUAAAUGCAAGCUCAUCUGCCGUGCCAAUGGGACUGGUUACUUCUAUGUUCUUGCUCCAAAGGUUGUCGACGGGACACCCUGUUCUCCGGACUCCAGCGCUGUUUGCGUUCAGGGGAGAUGUAUCAAAGCAGGCUGCGAUGGGAAGCUUGACUCCAAGAAAAAGUUUGACAAAUGUGGUGUGUGUGGCGGUGACAACCAGGGCUGCAGGAGGGUCUCUGGAAUGUUCACAAAACCCAUUCACGGUUACAACUUUGUGGUGUUCCUUCCCGUUGGCGCCUCCAACAUCGACAUCCGUCAGCGGGGCUACCGAGGAAUUGUCGGUGACGAAAACUACCUAGCAGUGAAGAACAGGCAUGGGAAGUACCUGCUGAAUGGAAACUAUGUGGUGUCAGCCGUAGAGCGCGACCUGCUGGUGAAGGGCAGCCUGUUGCGUUAUAGUGGCACCUCAACAUCCGUAGAGAUUCUCCAGGCCACCAGGCCGCUGCAAGAGACACUGACUGUGGAGGUGCUCUCAGUGGGAAAAAUGACCCCUCCCAGAGUACGCUAUUCCUACUACAUUGCCAAGGAGAGUAAGGAGGAAAAGACUCUGAGGAAAGACGAGAGGAGCCACGCGGCACACAACAGCGUCUUACUGGAUAGCAACAAAGUCGAAGCCAAGAAAAAGGUUAUGGGGAAGCGACCAGUAGACCAAUGGGUGACAGGAAGCUGGGAUGCGUGCACGGUGACCUGCGGUAGUGGUCUGCAGAAAAGGCUGGUGCAGUGUCAGAGUGUGGAAGGGCAUCCUGCAGCAGGUUGCGACAGUGCUGGCAGGCCUAUUGCUAUGAGAGCAUGUGGAGAUCCUUGUCCCAUAUGGGAUGUCGGGGCUUGGUCUCACUGUUCCAAGUCCUGUGGAAGGGGCUUUAAAAGACGGCCAGUGCGCUGCAUGACGGAGAACGGUCUCAGUCUGCCAAGAGAUCACUGUUCUGGAAGAAAGAAGCCUCAGGAACUGGACCUCUGCAAUCUGAGGCCAUGCUAAGGCGGAUGAAAAUGACGUUGGAUAUCAAUGGUUUUUGUUACUUUGUCAGACAGGGUGUGGGAUCAAUAAAACAAUAGCAACUUUGCUUUCCUCAACUGUCUAACCAGCUGUGGCAAGUUGGACUUUAGUAAGUCUACCUCUUCCUGGACGUGUGAAAUACAAUGUGUCCACAAAUUUUGCCUGAAGUGCAAAGUGAGCAGAAAAUCCUGUGUUGUUACCGGUAGCAAACCUUGACCUGUGGUGUUUUUCUCAUUUUCCAGAGGAACCGGCGUUAAUGUGAAACACAGUACUGUAUUGGAAAUAUUUUACUGGAAUAUAUUUUUUGUUGUAAACUCGUCUUUGUCGUAAAUUUAAACAGAAGUUCAGUCCCAAUCUGAUGAUAAAAAAAAAACAGUAGAUCCCCGCUUUUCACGGGAGUUGCUUUCCUGGACCACCAUCGAAUGGCGAAAAAAAACGAGAGUAAUUGUUAUCUCCAUUUACAGUACGUCCCAUUUCAGACCUGUCAACCUUGAAGAAAUUGUAUGAGUACUCAAAGAACUCUCGUGCUCACACUCUUUUCAUACCAUUUGCUGCUGUGACACACAAACUAUGGGGCGGAAAAAGGCAUUACCUUAUUUGUAGGUUAUCUUAAAGCAUAUCUAUCAAAGUAGAGCCACAAACUCACGAUACAGUUUGUGGUGUCAUUCAGCAAAUGAUCAUAUUUACAAAUACUGAGCUUGUGAUAACUGCAAAAUGUAACUUUUGCUAUUGUUUUCUUUACUUAGCACAACGGAGUCCAAACCUUUUUCACUGAAAAAUCUAAGGAUUUAUAUGUAUAUUAUACAUACUGUAUAUAUGACACGUACGUUUUUUCUCCCAAAAUUUCUUAUUAGUAUUAAAUCAUUUUUAAAAUGACGCAUGAAAAUGAAAUUGCAGUCUACUGGGAGGUAAUUCUCCAAAUAAAACAAAAUUCUCAAAUAAAAAAUUCAACAUUAAAGAUGCACAUUAAAGAUGCUAAAAGCAAUCAAAGGUACUCUAAGGUCAGUAUAUUGUACUAUAAGCUAAACAUCAUUAUUAUCUAAUAAUAGACAUUAUAAAGAACAAAGUACAAGCUCUGGACCAAAAUGGCCCCUGGGCUGCACUUUGGACACCCCUGGUUUACAGUGUUUCUUUUUAUGAAGGUGCAAGUGCAAGAAUACACGUUUGAACAGGGUAAUGAUUAUUAGUUCCUUAUCUGAAGUCCAGCGUUAAUAGCUGCAGCGUGCAGGACCGUUCUCAUCUCUGCUGAACAAUGGCAGCAUGCUGCGUUCAUCUUAUGCACUCACCUUUGUCUGCUUACGGAGGUGAAGUGUUCAAAAACAGGUGCACCGCCCCUCGAGGUCAGGGCCAGGAGGCCGGGGGCACGUAGCUGAGGAGAUCCGCCAGGUCCGAGUGGCCUCUGAGCAUUGCUGACACAGAGAGCCGAGGCCAAACACUCUGUCGAUCACCAGUAAUGAAUGAUAAUGUAAGAUGAUCCAUGAACAGGUGGAAUCGGAGUCACGGUUCAGCCAGUCACAGCACACCUAAGUGGUGCAUUCCCUGACUGCCGAACAAAGUGUGAAAUCCCAACGCUUGACGGGGAACGUUAGCAGUGAAACAUAAAGAUGUAGAAAUGGUGGGGGGUGGGGGUGUUUAACAGUGGUAUAUGUAUGCUGUUCAUUUUUACAUUCAUUAUCACGUAUUUAUAAAAUAUUACCGACUUGAGUGAAUAAGAUGUCUUUUGUGAGGAAAAAAAUGUCUGACGCUAUUAUUGGAGAACUGAAAAUGAAAACAAAAAAAAAUUCCGCAAAUUUGCAGUGCAGUGAAUGCUGAAUUGCGAAUGCGCGGGGAUCCACUGUGUAGUCAUGAGCCUGUGUCUUACCUGUGUCUCGUCUUGCUGCUGCUUGUUUGCCUUCUCCCUCAUGCCUGCAUAUGUUUGGAGUUUUCUGGUUGUGGAGCCACCUGAGCACACCCGAUUCUCUCUGCAAAUACUCUGCAAAUUAGGACUGCAUAAGCCAUGCGGCUGCGGCUGAAAGAUGCCCGACUGUUUUGGUUUCACUCACCGCAUUUAACUUUUGUUAUGAGUCACGCCUGAUGCCCCACAGCAGACACGGAAAAGCUGAGCAGUCAUUUUACUGUUUGUUUUGUUGUUCAUCAACAAACAGCGCACCAUAAACAGUUGGUAGAGCAAAAUAUACAAUAAGCUAAAAAAUGUUAAAAAAUUGUGCCGCACGGUGGUCUAGUGGUUAGCACGUUGGCCAACACAGUAACAGUCUGGAGAUCGGGAAGAUCUGGUUUCGAUUCUCCCUUGGACAUUUCUGUGUGGAGUUUGCAUCUUCUCCCCGUGUGUGCGUGGGUUUUCUCCGGGUACUCCGGCUUCCUCCCACAUUCCAAAAACAUGCAGGUUAGGUUAAUUGGUGUCUUUAAAUUGUCCAUAGGUAUGAAUGUGAGUGUGAAUGGUUGUUUGUCUAUAUGUGCCCUGCGAUUGGCUGGUGACCAGUCCAGGGUGUACCCCGCCUGUCGCCCGAAGUCAGCUGGGAUAGGCUCCAGCAUGCCCCCGCGACCCUAAUGAGGAGAAGCGGUAUAGAAAAUGGAUGGAUGGAUGGAUGGAUGGAUGGAUUAAAAAAGUGAUAAAAACUAGUUGGACUUGAAGAAGUAACUUGGCAUGGGAAAUACUGCAAAUUUUGGUAUCGAUCUGAUAUCAAGUAACUACUGGGCCAGUAUUGGCGUUACUGAUACUGAUACCGAAUGUAAGAUGACGGCGAAUACAAUCUAUAAAAUGCAGGAGAAAGAUUUUAAAUCCCAAAACGUGGUAACUAUAUAAAUAACUAUAUAAACACAACAAUAUACAGUAUAAAUACAGCAACACAAAACAAUGUAUACCAACAAAACACAGCGGUUCUUUGGUUGUCAUACACCGCACUUUCUGUAUGAUUCGGUUUUCACAGCAAUUUUGCCCCAGUUUUCGUAUACUGUCUAGGCCAGGGGUGUCAAACUUGUGCC